This is a messenger RNA of Nymphaea colorata (pocket water lily), 1043 nucleotides long. Its product is annotated as peroxiredoxin-2E-1, chloroplastic. Bases 152 to 853 code for a protein of 233 amino acids. Gene Ontology annotation, molecular function: thioredoxin peroxidase activity. Gene Ontology annotation, cellular component: cytoplasm. Lineage: Eukaryota; Viridiplantae; Streptophyta; Magnoliopsida; Nymphaeales; Nymphaeaceae. The record is from RefSeq and is a predicted model, not a curated record. The transcript has a single exon. Gene Ontology annotation, biological process: cell redox homeostasis; cellular response to oxidative stress; hydrogen peroxide catabolic process.
CUCUCCACAUUUGCGGGGAUAAUAAUACGCAUAUCACUCGUUUUCUCUGCGCCGCCGCUCUCUCUUCACCGUCCAUGUGGUGGUCUUCUAUCUGAUAAGCUAGGUAGCCAGGUGAUACCUAGCUCGCUCGCUCUCUCUCUACUGUGAAUCCAUGGCGUCCCAAGCCACCGCUGCAGCUCUCUGCUUCACCAACAGAGUCGUAGUCCCCAAACUCCCUUCUUCUUCUUCUCUUCUGUCCCAUUUUGUGAGCCGCUCCCCAACAUUCCCAGCCACCGCCCUCCGCCUAAACCGCCGUCCUCCUAGGCCUCUUCAUUCUACCACCCGAACCCUCUCCUUUUCUUCAUCCUCCACCGCCAUCUCUGCGACCAUCUCCGUCGGCGACAAGCUGCCGGAUGCCACAUUGUCCUACUUCGACGGCAAUGGCGAUCUUCAGACCGUGACUGUGUCCGACUUGACCAACGGGAAGAAGGUGGUUUUCUUCGCCGUGCCCGGCGCGUUCACGCCCACCUGCUCCCAGAAGCACGUCCCGGGCUUCGUCGAGAAGUCCGGCGAGCUGAAGGCGAAGGGGGUCGACACCAUCGCCUGCAUCUCCGUGAACGAUGCAUUCGUGAUGCAGGCGUGGAAGGCCGAUCUGAAGGUGGGGGACGAGGUGCUAUUCCUUUCGGACGGGAAUGGGGAGUUCACCAGAGCUUUGGGGGUUACCCUGGAUCUCAGCGAUAAGCCGGUGGGUUUGGGGGUGCGGUCUAGGCGGUACGCUCUUCUGGCGGAGGAUGGGGUCGUCAAGAUACUGAAUUUGGAAGAGGGUGGUGCCUUCUCGGUCAGUAGCGCGGAGGAGAUUCUGAAAGCACUCUGAGAGAUGAGGAGGCGUUGCUCAGGGUGUGGUAUGAACUAUGAACAUAGCCACAUGAUGGCUUCUUCUUUUUCUUCUUCUUUUUUACCCAAUAAAAGGAUGCUACACUCUGUAGGAUUUUAGCGGAUGCUUUAAUACCUCUUUUGUAGAGAUGCCAUCUUUUUGAAAUUUCAGCAUGAGUUGUUGGAGUAGA